Messenger RNA from Paramecium octaurelia, 1088 nucleotides. Lineage: Eukaryota; Ciliophora; Oligohymenophorea; Peniculida; Parameciidae. The record is from the annotation of a GenBank genome assembly.
CAUAAAUGGGAUAAGCACAUUCAAAUGAAGCCUGUUAGUUUCUUAAUUAUCCUCCAGAAGAAAUAUUUCAACAACAAGAGCCGUAAUAAUAAAGGAAAGUCUUUAAAGCAGCAAAAAAACCUACUGCUUAAUAAGCUAAUUAGACUAACAUAAAUUCGACUUCUACUCCCAAGUAUACAGACAAUAUUCAGGAAUCUUUGGAGGAAAAAGUAAAGGGCAAUAACUUUUUCACUCAAAAAAACUAUUAAAAAGCUAUUGAAUGCUAUACGAAAGCUAUUGUAUAAUAAUUAAAUAUUUAGAAUUUGCAUGGUUCCGAUUCUAUUUACUACUCAAAUAGAGCAGUGGCAUAUAGACUUUUGAAUAAAUAUAAAGAAGCUAUAUAAGAUGCAGAAUAAGCAAUUAAAAUUGAUUAAACAAAUUCUAGAGCACACUUCAUUUAUGGAACAAUUAUUUUACUAGAAGUAUAGAAAUGUCCAGAAAUAAGUGAAUAAAUAAUAAAGUAGGCCCACAGAGGUUUGCAGUACUUAGACUAAGGUAAUAUUCUUAUAAUAAUAAAGCAUAUGCUUAUAUCAAGGAUAAUACCGACUAAUAAAAGAACAAAUUGAAGGUUCUAAUAAAUUAAAAUUUAGGAAAGGGAAAACGAAUGGUUUUUUUGAUCGCUAAAGAAAUGGAUAGAAGAAGUAUUACCAUUUAAAUAUAUAUUGAUAGAUGUCUAAUCUUUAAAAGGCAUUCUUGCAGAAUUAGCAUAGAUUAGAAAUAUUAAAUUGGAUUGGAAUUAUCUGGAAAAAUAAACAUAAAAAAAGAUCCUCUAAGAUCUACCAAUACCUUAAUCAUUUACUUGUGUUAUUUCAUAUGAAAUUAUGAAUGAACCUAUUCUAUUUAAUACUGGUCAAACUUAUGAAAAAAAUGCCAUCUUUUAAUAAAUUACAUAGAAUGGUUGCACAGAUCCUAUCACAAGAGAGCAAAUCAUUCCAUAAACUGCAAGAUUAAAUCUUUAAUUACUUUAAGGUAUAAAUGAAUUAAAAAAAAAAUAUGGGUGGAUUGGAAUAGAACAAGAAGAAGACUACAAAGAAAUAAAGUUUGAAUGA